Messenger RNA from Suillus paluster, 820 nucleotides. Its product is annotated as S-adenosyl-L-methionine-dependent methyltransferase. The record is from RefSeq and is a predicted model, not a curated record. The coding region runs from base 14 to 769 and encodes 251 amino acids. NCBI's taxonomy places the organism in Eukaryota, Fungi, Basidiomycota, Agaricomycetes, Boletales, Suillaceae. The transcript is spliced from 3 exons.
AAGCGUUCAUACGAUGGCUGAGCACCAUCAUGAUGUUCAACACCACUGUCAUCAUGGCCAUCCCCAUGGCCCUCACCAUGUCCACGAGGAUCAGCAUAAUCUCACAGAAUCCAAUACGAAAUAUUUCGAUGAGCAUGCUCAUCAGUACAAUGAUCCUGAAACGCAUGAGCUUGCUCGGCGAUUUGGAGCAGCUAUGAUCAACGCUUAUCCAUUCAAUGAGGACUCAACGUUGGUUCUGGACUAUGCUUGCGGCACAGGUUUAAUCUCCCAAGAACUCGCUGCGCAUGCCAAAUGCAUCGUAGGCGUGGACAUCAGCCAGAGCAUGGUCGAUCGAUACAAUCAGAGCGUCGCAAAUCAGGGUAUACCACACGAGGAGAUGAGGGCUGUGUGCUGUGACCUUACCGCUACCUCAAACCAGCUGGAUGGAAUGAAGUUUGAUGUGGUUGUGUGUGCAUCAUCGUAUCACCAUUUUCCUUCUAUCGAAGAGGUGACGAAGGCUCUUGCAUCUUACCUGAAACCAGGGGGUUCGCUCUUGGUCGCAGAUUUGAUGAAACCAUCUUCUGUAGAAUCCACACAGGAGUUGUUUCCCACCGGAGCACACAGUAUUGUCGCGCACAGGGGUGGCUUUGAAGAGGCAGACAUCAAAGCCGUAUUUGAGGGUGCUGGACUGAUUAACUUUGCAUUUGUGACGGCCGGCAAGGCAAAGAAACAAGGACACCCUAUCCAGUUCUUCUUAGCCUCUGGGACCAAGGAAGUCGCUGAAGCCUGAAUUACUUGGAAUAACUGUAUUAUGUAAAUAAAACCAUCAUUUAAGAGAUAA